Funneliformis caledonium is the source of this 225-nucleotide messenger RNA. NCBI's taxonomy places the organism in Eukaryota, Fungi, Glomeromycota, Glomeromycetes, Glomerales, Glomeraceae. The record is from the annotation of a GenBank genome assembly.
AUGUUACUCAAUUUCCUUUCCACCUUAAUCCACCGAUAUUUUAGUACACCUGGUGGCACUUGUAUUGUUGCAUUUGGUGGAUUGAAUAUCAUUUCUUUGCCAAUGUUUAAUGAUGCCACAUGGUUUAACACCUUAUCAGAUAUUAAUAAAAAGCUAGACGAGCAGGAGGCAAAAUAUGACAAUGUGCGAGCUUUCUUACAAAAUAUCAAAAGUAAUCAUGGCUAA